UUACAAGAAGGGCUUGUGUAUCUUAAUCACAUAUUCAAAAAUUACAUAAAAAAUAAUAAAAUUAACAUGGCAUUCAAUGGAUAUAACAAUUACGGACCUCAAACAUGGCAGGUUGGAAGUCCAAGAUCUGGAAAUAUGACUGUUGUCGAUAUGGUCACAGAUGAUAUGCGUCACUUAGUUGACAAACAUUGGUAUCAAUUUCCACCAAUGAACCCACUUUGGCACUCAUUUUUAGGAUUCGCCCUUGCAAUCUUCUGCAUCAUCGCAUUACUUGGAAAUCUCUGCGUCAUUUACAUUUUCGCCAAAACAAAAUCUUUAAGGACACCAUCCAAUCUAUUCGUUAUUAAUCUUGCUGUUGCAGAUUUUAUGAUAAUGUUCACGAUGGGACCACCAAUGGUUAUUAACUGCUACUAUGAGACAUGGGUGUUUGGUCCUUUGGCGUGUCAGCUUUAUGGAAUGGCUGGAUCACUUUUUGGAUGUACCUCAAUUUGGACAAUGACAAUGAUUGCCUUUGAUCGUUAUAAUGUAAUUGUUAAGGGUAUCUCAGGAAAACCAUUGUCACAUGGCGGAGCAAUCAUUCGAAUUCUUUUCGUUUGGGCUGCAUCAUUAAUUUGGACAAUUAUUCCAUUGUUAGGAUGGAAUAGAUAUACACCCGAGGGAAAUAUGACUGCAUGCGGUACUGACUAUUUGUCCAAGGAUAUAUUCAGUCGAGGAUAUGUUGUCAUUUAUGCUUGUUGGUGUUAUUUCUUACCACUUUUCCUAAUCAUAUACUCUUACUACUUCAUCCUUAAGGCUGUUUCUGCACAUGAAAAGAAUAUGCGUGAACAGGCAAAGAAGAUGAAUGUUGCAUCAUUGAGAUCAUCAGAAAAUCAAAGUCAAAGCACUGAAUGUAAAUUAGCCAAGAUUGCUCUUAUGACAAUCUCACUUUGGUUUAUGGCUUGGACCCCUUAUUUAAUCAUCAACUUCGCUGGUAUCUUCGAAUUUGCUGUUUUAAGUCCAAUCUCAACAAUUUGGGGCAGUGUUUUUGCCAAGGCUAACGCCAUCUAUAAUCCAAUUGUUUAUGGUAUCAGCCAUCCAAAAUAUCGUAUUGCUUUACUCAAGACUUUCCCAUCAUUGGCUUGUGGAGAUAAACCAGAAGCAGAGACUGAAUCACAGGCAUCAGGAGUAACCGCAGUCCAACUUGAUGAAAAACCAUCUGCUUAAAUUUCCUUGUUUGGCUUCGAUAAUAACUAAUCGACUUUAUGCUCAUCAAUGAAAAUCUAAAAUUGUGUAGCUUUUUAACUCAAUGGAAAAGUUAAUUAAAUUUUCAAUGGGAUGUACUUAGUUGAAU
Chironomus riparius is the source of this 1330-nucleotide messenger RNA. Lineage: Eukaryota; Metazoa; Arthropoda; Insecta; Diptera; Chironomidae. The record is from the annotation of a GenBank genome assembly.